Molecule: messenger RNA, 909 nt
Organism: Guillardia theta CCMP2712
Lineage: Eukaryota; Cryptophyceae; Pyrenomonadales; Geminigeraceae
Exons: 6
Molecular function (GO): zinc ion binding
Source: RefSeq, a predicted model, not a curated record
AGAGGUGAAGGAGCAAUGGCGGCUUGAGGAGGAAGAGCAAGGGACUGCGAAACGGGCAGUGAGAUGCGAGUUGAGAUGUCACAGAUAUGUCGUGAUAUAUCAUUCUAAACGACGAACCUGUUAACGGGCGCCACCAUAACGACGGGGGGCAUGGAAAAACCUUCCGAUGAGGCCAGAAACUUGCAAGACUCUGCCCAUGAAGCGAAGUUACAGUGUUCAGAGUCAUCAACAAUCACAGGUCACCCAGAAGAUGCACCAGAAUCAGAGGGAAGUCCUUCCCAGCAUGCUGGUCGAUCAACGGAGGAAGGAGAGGAUUGCAAACAUGCUGGCGGCCCAGCAACCCUUGAGAGCAGCCAGCAGCGUGACGUGGGAGAUAUAACUCUGAGAAUAGAUGAGAUAGAGCCCGGGCCUGAUAUUCUUGAGGCGAACGCUGGCAAGGUUCAGGCCCCGCUGUUUGUCAACUCCGUUGCGUUAGAGGCAAAGAAAAAGCCUUCGCUCUUCGGUGAACCUUCAUCGAUAGAACCCGACCUGGAUCCAGAAAACCUUCAAACAGGGCAGAUACUUCAAGUCUUGAGUCUGGGGAAGCUAAGAUGGGGUCAAGAUCCACAGAUAUUUUGUUGUCCAUAUUGCAAGCAAGAAGAUUUUUCUGCCAACCACUACGAGCAUACCCCGCUUUCAUGGACAAGCGCUGGCAUACUCUGUGCGAUGGGCUGCUGGCUAGGCUGCUGUUUGAUUCCUUUCUGCCUCGACAACCUGAAGAACGUGAGGCACACGUGCCCGUCUUGUGGCAGAGUUGUUGGCUUGCGGAGGGCAUGCGGGCCGUGUCAGGUUGGAACGCACGUGGUCUGCUGCUGCGGCAGGGAUGAUUUCUUAGAAUAUUUGCACGAGCUGGACGUCAACGUUGGGGGA